UCAGGGUACCCAGGAAGAACCUACCGCUUCUACAAUGGCAAGCCAGUCUUCGAAUUCGGCCAUGGACUCAGCUACUCCACCUUCUCCUACAAAUUUAAAUCCAUCGCCCAAAGCCACCACCUCAACAAAUCAGCCACUGCUUUUCAAUCUAGCAACAAGUCGGGCAUAAUCAGCUAUGAUAUCUCAAUGAUGAGCGCAGCAGAAUGUGAGAUGCUGAAGCUCUCGGCCAUGGUGAGAGUGGAAAACCAUGGACCCCUUGAUGGAAAGCACUCAGUGCUUCUGUUUUUGCGUAGGCCAAGCCUAGUAAGCGGAAGAUCGAUGAAACAGCUAGUUGCAUUUGAAAGUUCGAGCUUGAAGGCAGGGGAGAAAGCUCAUGUUGAAUUUGUGUUGAAGCCAUGCGAACACUUUGUGCAUACAGAAGAAGAUGGAAGGAAGGUGAUGGAUGAUGGGUCUCAUUUCUUGGUGGUUGGAAAGGAGAAGUUUGAAGUUAGCAUCAUGGCUUGAGUUUGUGAUGUGGGAGAGCUCAAAUUCAAGAGUUUUAAGCUCCCAGGUAUUGCGGAUUAAUAAUUUGUUAUCAUGUUUUUCACCUCCAUCUGUUAAUAAGUGGAUGAAUAAGACUGAGGCUUUGUU
Molecule: messenger RNA, 630 nt
Organism: Dendrobium catenatum
Lineage: Eukaryota; Viridiplantae; Streptophyta; Magnoliopsida; Asparagales; Orchidaceae
Product: probable beta-D-xylosidase 7
Exons: 1
Biological process (GO): arabinan catabolic process; xylan catabolic process
Cellular component (GO): plant-type cell wall
Molecular function (GO): xylan 1,4-beta-xylosidase activity; alpha-L-arabinofuranosidase activity
Source: RefSeq, a predicted model, not a curated record